Phymastichus coffea is the source of this 1228-nucleotide messenger RNA. It is a transcript of the gene Naxe, whose product is annotated as NAD(P)H-hydrate epimerase. Gene Ontology annotation, cellular component: mitochondrion. The transcript is spliced from 2 exons. The record is from RefSeq and is a predicted model, not a curated record. Gene Ontology annotation, molecular function: NAD(P)HX epimerase activity. Lineage: Eukaryota; Metazoa; Arthropoda; Insecta; Hymenoptera; Eulophidae. The coding region runs from base 256 to 1083 and encodes 275 amino acids.
GCUGUUCUAUUUACAUUAUUUUAUCAAAUUCAACUUUUAAGUUUAAGUUUGCGUGAUACACAUCUAUAUAUGGUACAUAUACUAUACACAGCUGAUUUAAUAGCCAUCGCUUUUAUUGCUUUUUCACAAAAAUAAAUGGCCUUACGAAUGUUAUACCAUAGAUUUUUCAUACAAGGGUAAACCUGUUAUGAACAAGGUAAAAAAGGUGGAAAUACCAUUAAUCGUACACAAUACUACGCAGUAAACAAUCUCUCAAUGACCCAAGUUGUCUUGAAUUGUCAACAUAAGUUAAUAUCAUUUAGUAUACGAUUAAAAUCUCUUGCUUGCAGUCAGCUGUACUAUUGCUGCAACAGUGUAUUCAGAUCGGCAAAUAUAAGAAACCAAUCCAAAAUGGUCAAGUACCUUAAUCAAUCCGAGGCAAUGAAUGUUGAUAAGGAGUUAUUCGAAAAAUAUAAGUUUAGUGUUGAUCAAUUAAUGGAAUUAGCUGGUCAAAGUUGUGCCAUUGCCAUUGCAAAAUGUUAUCCAUUGUCUUCGAACAGCAACAAUGCUAUCUUGGUAUGUUGUGGACCAGGAAAUAAUGGUGGAGAUGGCCUUGUUUGUGCUAGACAUUUGAAAAUCUUUGGCUACUCACCAGAGCUUUACUAUCCACAAAGAACAAAUAAUACUUUGUAUCAAAAUCUAUUUCAUCAAUGUAUGGAAAAUGAUAUUCCAGUUUUAGAAACUACAGCAGAUGUUAAAGAUACAAAAUCUUAUAAACUGAUUGUAGAUGCUUUGUUUGGAUUUAGUUUCAAACCGCCAGUUAGACCUAACUUUAUUCCAAUUAUUGAUAUAUUAAAAAAUUCAAGUGCUCCUAUAUGUAGUAUUGAUAUCCCAUCAGGUUGGAAUGUUGAAACUGGUCCUCCAGCAGAAAAUGCCAUUAAACCAGAAAUGUUGAUAUCAUUAACAGCACCUAAACUAUGCGCCCAUAAAUUUAUUGGAAAGCAUCAUUAUCUUGGAGGAAGAUUUGUGCCCAAAAAAUUGGAAACAUCAUAUCAACUUAAUUUACCAGAAUAUCCUGGCACGGACUAUAUUGUACCACUGUGAUAUUUUAUUAUUCUUUAUUAUUGAAAUCUGUUAAAAAUGGAAUUUCCACACUAUACUAUUUUUUAAAUAUAAACAAUUUUUGUAAUUUUGUAUUCUAAAGAUCAAGUUUAAUAUGAUGUGUAUGUAAAAACAAUGGGGGAAUAAA